Molecule: messenger RNA, 1131 nt
Organism: Solanum tuberosum (potato)
Lineage: Eukaryota; Viridiplantae; Streptophyta; Magnoliopsida; Solanales; Solanaceae
Exons: 3
Coding region: 210-596 (128 amino acids)
Biological process (GO): translation
Cellular component (GO): ribosome
Molecular function (GO): 5S rRNA binding; structural constituent of ribosome
Source: RefSeq, a predicted model, not a curated record
AAUUUUUUUAUAAUAUUGAUACUGAACUGCUAAUUUAAAGUUCUUUGUAACAACCUUUUACCCGUGUUGUUGUGACUUCUACUCUCAAGUUCUUUUGCUUUCGUGUUCCUACACUUCUGAAAAAAUGGCGUUUUACCUGUUUGCUAGAGAUGCUAAAUGUAUGCUCUCGCUAACAGAACUUCCUCCCCAACAGAUUGGAUUUUUGAAAUAUGACGUUGCUGAAGAGGUAUGUGUUGAGAUUGUUCAUAUCAUUGAAGUACAUCACUGCAAAUGUGGUAGACAGAAACAACGGAUGUAUAGUAGCAACAUCAUCUACUGUUGAACAUUCAGUGAAACAGUCACUUGAGUGCGGUAGAACUUGCAAUGCAAAGGCUGCAGCGAUUGUAGGAGAAGUGUUGGCAAUGCGUCUCAAAGUGGAGGGUCCUGAUCAGGGGCAAGGAAACGGGAUCCAUGUCAAUGUAAAUAAAGAGGUUGAGAAGAAAGGUUUCAAAAAUCGUACAAAAGUUUGGGCUAUAGUUAACGACCUUAAGAGCAAUGGAGUGAAACUUAUUUUGGAUGACAAUGAAAAUGACAGUUGUCGCCCUAACUUCCACUAGAACAGUGCGCUGAUCCUCUUAUCGCACGCCUACAAGGUAUGCGGAAGAUGCUGCUUUACUACUGGAGAUUUUGUGUGUGCCUAUUUUGUGUUGAAUGCCCAACUCAACUGUAACUGAGAAGGCCAUAUUUUUAUUUCUGGUAGUUAGUUGUUGGCAAAGGAAGGGAAUAGGGAAAACUGAUUUUGUUUUCUAUUACUUUGCAGCUUCGAGUUCAUUAUGUUUAAGCCCUUGGAACUCCAAUUGUGGGUGACUACAAGUAUGGUUGGUUUGUCCAUCGCAAAUGGAACAGGUACCAAGAGUAGAUGUGUGUCUUAUCUAAGGUCCCUUUAUUACAUCUGCAUUGUAGGGAGCUUGUUCUCCCAAAUAUACCCAAUUUUAUUGAGCUUCACAGUCGAAAAGCGAAAAAACACUCGGAUCAUAGCUCAAACUCAGAUAUCCUCCAGUUUGUAGCACCAAUGCCAUCUGCCAUGGAAAUUAGUUGGAAGCUUAUGUACUCUUAUUAGAUAUGAAAAUAGGAAGAGUCUGUUCAAUUGUU